Messenger RNA from Ipomoea triloba (trilobed morning glory), 3021 nucleotides. Its product is annotated as putative calcium-transporting ATPase 13, plasma membrane-type. The record is from RefSeq and is a predicted model, not a curated record. Gene Ontology annotation, biological process: calcium ion transmembrane transport. Gene Ontology annotation, molecular function: P-type calcium transporter activity; ATP binding. NCBI's taxonomy places the organism in Eukaryota, Viridiplantae, Streptophyta, Magnoliopsida, Solanales, Convolvulaceae. The transcript has a single exon. Gene Ontology annotation, cellular component: intracellular membrane-bounded organelle; membrane. Bases 1 to 3021 code for a protein of 1006 amino acids.
AUGCUUCCAGCCUUAGAAGUAGACUCAAAGCCUCUUUUAAGUCCCCGGAAGAGAUGGCGACGGGCCUUUGCCACUCUCUACAGCACCAGGGUCCUGAAGCAGAUUGUAUCCCAAAACCAAAGUGAAGUUUUACACUCACUAAUUGACAUACCCAAGGAAUUUUCGGGCGUCACCCCGUCAAUCCUGGCGAAGCUUGUCCAAGAGAAAAAUGUUGAACAUCUCGAUCAGCUUGGAGGAGUUAACGGCUUGAUCUCUACUCUUGAGACUGAUGCUGAGAAGGGGAUCCGAGGUGGUGUGGAAGACAUUGGCAGACGACGCAAUGCCUUUGGUUCAAAUACAUUCCAGAGGCCAUCAAUGAAGAUCAUUCAUAUAUUGUUGGAAACCUUCAAAGAUCCCAUCAUGAUUGUCUUAUUACUAUGUGCCACAUUUACCAUUGGUAUUGGGAUGAGAAAGCAUGGCCUCCAUGGAUGUUUAGAUGGAGGAAUCAUAUUGGCAGCUGUGUUUCUUGUCAUUGCUGUCAGUUCUUUGAGUAAAUAUUGGCUGCAAAGACAGUUGUACAAGCUAUCCAAAUCCAAUGAUCAUGGCAUGAAUACAACAGUCAUCAGAAAUGGGAAGCGUCACACUAUUUCAAUUUCUGAUGUUGUUGUUGGAGAUGUACUUUGCUUGGGUGUCGGAGAUCGAGUCCCUGCUGAUGGCUUGUAUAUUGAAGGACACUCCUUGCUAGUGGAUGAAUCACAUAUAAAAAAUGACAACAAUCCUGUUCAAGUACAGAGCAGCAAUAAUCCAUUCUUGCACUGUGGCAGUAAAGUUAUCAAAGGCGAUGCUCGAAUGCUGGUCAUUGCAGUUGGCAAGAAUACAUCCUGGGGUCAAACAAGCAUGAGUUCAACAAGUUGGGGUUCUAAUGAAAGAACGCCUUUGCAAAUAAAAAUACACAGACUGACCUUGAUUAUAGCUGCAAUUGGUCUUGCAGUUGCUGUCCUAGUUCUGACAGUACUGCUCAUCCGUUAUUUCUUGGGGAGCUUGCACGACAAUGAUGGAAGCAUUCGCUUCGCCAGCCGGAAAACAAGUCGAAACAAGGUAUGGAGAUCCAUGAUUGGACUUCUGGUAAGUUCAAUUGCAAUUGCAUCAGCUGCCAUUCCAGAAGGUUUGCUACUGGCUGUUGCAAUAACCAUAGCUUAUACAACCCAGAGAAUGGCAGAUGACAAUGUACUUGUGAGAAAUCUUUCAGCCUGUGAAGUGAUUAGCUCUGCAACAGUGAUCUGUACAAACAAGAGAGGCAUCCUUAAGAUGAAUGAAUUAAAAGUAAGUCAAUGUUGGAUAGGCUCUACAUAUAUUGGUGAAGAUGGUGUUUCCUUAAUUGCACCAGAAGUUUUAGAUUUGCUUCAUGAGGGAAUAGCUCUGAAGGAUGCCUAUGUCCCAUUAGCAUAUCCAUUAGAAAUCACCAAUCAAGAAAUCCAACAUGCAAUUGAAGUCUGGGGGGAACAAAAAAUGAAGGUGGAUUUAGCACAGAUUUAUGCUAAGAUAUCCAGUUCAGAACACCAGGAUCUGUUUAUGAUUCAGAGGGCUGGCAACCCAAUUCAUGUCCACAAAAAAGGAGAUCCAGAGGUCAUAUUGCCCAUGUGUUCACAGUACUAUGAGAAAAAUGGCAUCAGCAAAAACAUCAGUGAUGACGAAAGAGCAAACCUGGAGAAAAUAAUUGAAGAAAUGAGAUUGAAUGGUUUCCACUGUGUUGCAUUUGCAUGCAAAGAUUUACCAGCAGAGCAACUCAUUGAUGGUGAUGGGAACUUUCAUCCUAAGUUCAAAGAAGAUUGCUGGACCUUAUUAGCAUUUGUAGGCCUAAAACCUACUUGUCAACCUGAGGCGCAGCAAGCAGUGCUGGAUUGUCAAAAUGCUGGGGUGACAAUCAAAAUGAUUACAGAAGAUGAUAUCCAUACUGCACGGGCAUCUGCAAUUGAAUGUGGAAUAAUUAAGCAAAACGAGGGAAUGAACUCAGAAGAGGUGAUGGAAGCAGCAAAGCUCCGAAACUGUUCAACUGAAGAAAGAUUGGAGAAAGUUGGAAAAAUCCGUGUACUUGCAAGAGCAUCAACAAUUGACAAGCUUGAGAUGGUAAAAUGCUUGAAACAGAAAGGACACAUUGUUGCUGUUACUGGAAACAGUGAGGGAGGUGCAAGAGAACUUAGGGAAGCUGAUUUAAGACUUUCUUUAGGAAUUCAAGGGGCUGAUGAUGCAGUGGAGCAGAGGUCAGAUACAAAUGUUCUCAUCUUAGAUGAUAACUUUGCUUCAGUGGCCAGAGUUAUAAGAUGGAGCAGAGUUAUGUAUAAUAACAUUCAGGUUUUCACCCAAUUCCAGCUAACAGCAAGCAUAGCUUCUCUCAUGGUAGACUUUGUGACUACAAUAUCAACUAGUGAGCCCCCAACCAUCAACAUUGUGGCAGCCAUUUCAGCAGGUGAAGUUCCAUUUGCAACACUUCAGAUGCUGUGGGUAAAGCUGAUAAUGGGCACUUUAGCUGCUCUGGCUCUCACUGCAGAUAAGCAUGCAGAAAAGCUCAUGCAACAGCCCCCAGUUGACCACAACAAACCAUUUAUAACAAACAUCAUGUGGAGAAACAUAGUGGGUCAAGCAACGUACCAAAUCAUAGUUUUGCUCACCAUACAAUUCACGGGAGAAUCAACAUUCAAUUUGAGCUCCAAGGAAAAGGAUACCAUGAUAUUCAAUAUUUUUGUUCUCUGCCAACUAUUCAGCAUAAUCAAUGCCAGAAACUAUGAAAGAAGCAUCUUCAGUGGGCUACACAAAAACAGGUUGUUUUGGGGAAUAAUUGUAACAAUAAUUCUCCUUCAGGUGAUGAUGAUAGAAAUAUUGAAGAGAUUUGCAAACACAGAGAGGCUGAGCUGGGAGCAAUGGAAAGCAUGCAUUGGGAUAGCCUUCCUAUCAUGGCCAAUCGGUUGGCUCAUAAAAUGCACACCCCUUCCUAGGAUUGCACAAACAUUUGAUUAUCUACCAUUCUAUCAACUUAGUCCCUAG